Molecule: messenger RNA, 1221 nt
Organism: Rotaria sp. Silwood2
Lineage: Eukaryota; Metazoa; Rotifera; Eurotatoria; Philodinida; Philodinidae
Source: the annotation of a GenBank genome assembly
AUGACAUUAUCAUCUACAAUUAAACGUAGAGCAAUUAAUCCAGAUGGAAACAUUGGUACAUUCUAUAAUAUAUACAAAGAUGAAUUACUCGAUCAAAUAGCUUCGAUUGAUAAAUAUGAAGAAAUUCAAAGUUAUAAACCAGCAUAUUGUGACUUUAUAGAUGAUCGUAUAGAAGAAUGUCAAAAUCUACUUAAAUGGAUUAACAUUGAAAAUGAUUUACGAGUAAAUAUCCUAUUGAAAUCAAAAUUACGAACUGGAGUAGCUGCACUCAUUGAUUAUCAGUAUAAAAUCGAUAAAUAUACUCGUAUUAUACAUUAUUUUUGUGUAUAUCAUGAACGACGAAUUCUUGAUGAUCCAAUAGAAGCAAGAGAACAUUGUAAACCAAUACCAAAUGAUCUUCUUGCUACUCAUUUUAUUUCUGCUGUUAGUUUUGGUAUUGACAUUGUUAUAGUUCUACAGAUUCCAGAUGAUGAUGAUCAAAUUGUUGAAAGAAUUGAUAUUGUAUUGAAGAAAAUUCAAAGUCAAUGGAAGAAUUCCAACGAUAUUUUUCGUUCUAUUGAAAAUGAUAUAAAUUUUCUUGAAAAAAUUACUUUAACUAAAAUAUAUUCAAAUUUAAUUCGACUAACAAAAAUGACUUCAUUUAUUGAAAUUUAUCAAUUUAUUAAUAGAAAUAAACAAAAUAUUAAUGAAUAUUGUCCUAUAGAAUAUAUUCUACAACCUAUUGAAUGGUUAUAUCCUGAUACUGUUUCAUUAUAUCCAUCAUAUCUUUCAUUUGAUGAAAUUUAUAUUGAUAAAUUAGAAAAACAUUUAAUAGAAAUUUUGAACUUUUACAAACAAAUACCAGAUUUACUUGAAUAUUAUUCUAAUCAGAUACUUCCUGAUUAUCUUGAAAAAUUACUUGUAGAUAUAAAAAAUGAAUGGAAUAGUUUGCAAAUAUUGUAUGAAAGUGGAAUUCUACGAUUAACAACAUUGAUGAUAGAAAUUCAUAGUGGACAAACAAAUGUUAAUGAGAUUGAUUCAGCACUUGAACACUAUGAUCAAAUGACAUUUAAAAUAUAUAUUCAAAUAAUUUUGAAAAAAUUAAUGUUAAUCAAAGAAGAAAUUCGAUAUGUUACUAAUCAACAACAAGAAAAAUUUAAGUAUGAUCAACUUUUUGAAAUUCAAAUAAAUCAACAUAUAACAGAACAGAUGUCAGAUAGCAACAGAAAAACAAUCAGAUGA